Molecule: messenger RNA, 426 nt
Organism: Aspergillus terreus NIH2624
Lineage: Eukaryota; Fungi; Ascomycota; Eurotiomycetes; Eurotiales; Aspergillaceae
Exons: 2
Coding region: 1-426 (141 amino acids)
Source: RefSeq, a predicted model, not a curated record
AUGGUUAAGAAGGGCCGUGCAGCUGGAGGUCAAGGUGGCACUCCAUUCGAGCUCCGCCGUGAUAAACCGAUAGAACAACUGGAUGUAUGGUACGGCGCAGGCCAUGGUUCUGAUGUUGACAAGUUUACUGUCCUGAAGGGCCUCCAAGUCAGAUGGGCUGGGGGUGAAUAUUCAGACGCUGUCGGGACUUGCCCUCCAGAUGAAGAGGAGAGAAUACUGCAUACCAGCUUUGACUUCGAACGGGGCGGAGAUGAUCCUCUUGAAUGGAUGGAUAUAUACGCAUCAACCGCACGUGUUGAUUCACUAAGAUUGGUGACUCAGGACGAGAGGGAUCACUUCGAGGCUGGAGGAACCGGCGGUGACAAACAGGUUCAGCCUGCUCAUGACGCGGAUAUUGAUCAGCUUGGGGCUAUCUUCAGUGAUUAG